This is a messenger RNA of Penicillium cinerascens, 2460 nucleotides long. RefSeq names its product putative glutaminase. The record is from RefSeq and is a predicted model, not a curated record. The transcript has 4 exons. NCBI's taxonomy places the organism in Eukaryota, Fungi, Ascomycota, Eurotiomycetes, Eurotiales, Aspergillaceae. The coding region runs from base 1 to 2460 and encodes 819 amino acids.
AUGCAGUUGUCACUCGCUGUUCUGGCCGCGGCGGUCACGCAGGCCGCCGUCAGCACAGCUUCAAGGCUCACGCCCCCGGUUCUGCCGUUGACCGUGCGGAAUCCCUACCUAAGUACCUGGCUAGGCGAUGCUCGCGACGCACCCUGGUCUAAAUGGCCCAUGUUCUAUACCGGAGAAGAGAUUGGCCUGUCCUUGAUGGCCCAGGUGCCGAGUCAGGGAUCCGUAUACCCUCUCUUCGGCAAGCCGCAGGAUUCCUUGGGCUCGGAUGGGGGGUAUCAAAUUAAAUACCCCGUUUAUCUUGGAAAUAAUUACGACGCCUCAACAACCAAUUUUACCUAUCGCAUUGACACCGAUGACUCCAAACCUCUUGAAAUCACAGUCUCAUUCCUCUCGCCCAUCACACCGACAUCGACUCUGCGGCAGUCUAUCCCGGCAUCAUAUAUUACUAUUGAUGUACGAGGCGAGAUCGAUGUCAACGUUUAUAUGGAUGUGGACGGACGCUGGUUGAGCGGAGACACAGGAAGCCAACUUAAAUGGGAGUGGGAUACCUUAAAUGUCGGAGACAACAAAAACAAGAAGCCAGGUCUUCAGCGGUGGCAGGUUCGCCGAACGACACAGCUUCUAUUCACUGAGAUCCGCGAUCGUGGUGAAUGGGGCACUCUCCACUUCACCGGACCUGCCAGUGCCCGCUACGAAUCCGGAGAGGCCGACAAGGUGAGGCAAAACUUUGCCAGCUCUGGAGGUUUGCGAAACAAGAAUGAUGGUCAGUGGCGAGCUAUUCGUGAUCGCACACCAGUCUUUGCGUUCUCCAAGUUCUUCAAUCUCAGCCGACCAGUCGAGUCGGGUUCCGUCAGCGUCACGUUCACCCUCGGUCUUGUACAAACUCCCGUUGUUCAGUAUGCAUCUGCUCGCGGGCUCACCAUGAUGCGCCCUCUUUGGGAGUCAUGGUUCCCCACUACCGAGGAGCUUCUCACAUUCCACUACAAUGACUACGCUGCGGCCAGCGCCCUGGCAUCCAACUACUCCCAGCAAUUGGCCGAGGAUGCGUACCUUUCGGGAGCCGACGACUAUGUCGACAUCGUUGCUCUUAGUGCACGCCAGGUAAUGGGCGCUACCACGUUCUCUGGUACUCCGGACAACCCUAUCCUGUUCCUCAAGGAGAUCUCUUCCAAUGGUAACUUCCAAACCAUUGAUGUGAUCUUCCCAGCUUUCCCCUUCUUCUUAUACACCAACCCGCGUUGGCUGGCAUAUUUGCUGGAGCCGCUGAUUGAACAUAUGCUAAGCGGACAAUAUCCCAACACGUACGCGAUGCAUGACCUAGGCACCCACUUCCCCAAUGCUACUGGUCACCCCGACGGCAACGACGAGUAUAUGCCGGUAGAGGAGUGCGGUAACAUCCUGAUCAUGGGUCUGGCUAUUGCCAAUUCGCUUCAAUACAAGUAUUCAUCCGAAGCUUCUUCCAUCUGGUCUACUGAGGGAUCGAGCUCCUCGACAUUCUCCAGCGAGUCAUCUGGACUCUUCCCACUUGACAACCUGCAGGUUCUGUCAGGAAUCGCUCACCAGGAUGGCAAAUGGGGUGGCGGUCUAGAGGGAAAGCACCUUGCCGAGAAGUGGGUGAAGCGAAGCUACCGUCUCUGGAAACAAUGGACUGGAUAUCUGGUCGAAUUCUCCCUGGAGCCGGCUAAUCAACUCUCUACGGACGACUUCGCCGGUUGGUUGGCCUUGCAAACCAACCUUGCCUUGAAGGGUAUCGUCGGCAUCAAUGCUAUGAGCAAGCUGGCCGAGUUGACUGGCCACGACUCUGACGCCUCGUACUUCAAAGACAUUGCCGAGAAGUACAUCGCGAAAUGGGAAGAAUUCGCCAUGUCCCGGGACGGCACGCACGCCAAACUUGCCUACGACUGGUACGGUUCCUGGACCACAAUCUACAACCUAUACGCCGACGCACAGCUCUGCUUCCACCUAGAAGGCACCGCCUCAUCCAACAAGACCAAGUCACCCGGCUUCGUUCCCCGGCACAUUUACCAGAAAGAGUCCGUGUGGUACCACUACGUGCGCCAGAAAUUCGGCCUUCCCCUCGACAGCCGGCACCUGUACACCAAGACAGACUGGGAGUUCUUCUCGAUGGCCGUGGCAUCCAAGCCCGUCCGCGCUGAGAUCCUCGAGUCCGUUGCACGCUGGGUCAAUGAGACGGUGACGGACCGCCCGUUCACGGAUCUGCAUAACACCGAGGGCGAUGGAAACUUCCCCGGUCCCAACUUCUUUGCGCGCCCUGUUAUCGGCGGCCACUUUGCUUUCUUGGCGCUGGAGCGGGCGUGUGGUGGUCGUGCUAUGAAGGGAUUGUCCUUCUUGGAUGAUGUUGACGAAGAGACCGUCCAGGCUUGGGCUCAUAGUGCCCAGGUUGCGGCGGAGGAGUUUACUCAUCCGUCUAGGAACCAUCACGGUGAUGGAGAGCUUUAA